Molecule: messenger RNA, 1206 nt
Organism: Salvelinus sp. IW2-2015
Lineage: Eukaryota; Metazoa; Chordata; Actinopteri; Salmoniformes; Salmonidae
Product: stanniocalcin-2-like
Biological process (GO): intracellular calcium ion homeostasis
Cellular component (GO): extracellular region
Molecular function (GO): hormone activity
Source: RefSeq, a predicted model, not a curated record
UGUCCCAGCGCUCACUCUCUCUUUCUGUCUCACUCUCUGCGCUGCCCGCCUGAAUACAGUCUACAGGCGUGAGUGCUACUGAGUUACCACAGACAGACAGAGAGCAGACUGCCUGGUUGGACCAGCGCGUUUCCGAUACAACACUGCAUCAUUGUCUCAGAGCAGAGGGAAGGCAGACUUUAGCACAGGUACAUACUGGUCUUCACAGAUAGAGGCAGAAAUGUGGUUUAAAUUUGCAACAGUACUGCUGGUUUUGUCAGUUUUGGAGCAAGUGGUGGGAUUGGAUAAUAUCGAUGUUCAUGACAACCCGUCAGAGAAACCGGCAAGCCAGAAAGGACGGAUGUCUCUGCAGAACACAGCUGAGAUCCAGCACUGUCUGGUGAGUGCAGGAGACGUGGGCUGCGGUGUGUUUGAGUGUUUUGAGAAUAACUCUUGUGAGAUCAGAGGCCUGCAGGAGAUCUGUCUGACCUUCCUACACAACGCCGGAAAGUUCGACUCCCAGGGUAAGUCGUUCAUCAAGGAUGCUCUGAAGUGCAUGGCCCACGGCUUGAGACACAAGUUCAGCUGCAUCAGCAGGAAGUGCCUGGCCAUUAAAGAGAUGGUGUUCCAGCUGCAGAGAGAGUGUUACCUCAGACACAACCUGUGUUCUGCAGCCAAGGAGAACGUUGCUGUCAUGGUGGAGAUGAUCCACUUCCAGGACCUCUUCCCUAAAGGGCCGUAUGUGGAGCUGGUCAACAUUCUACUGAGCUGUGGGGAGGAGGUGAAGGAGGCCUUAACCAGGAGCGUCCGGCUGCAGUGUGAGCAGAACUGGGGGGCUCUCUGUGACAGCCUGAGUGUCUGCUCUUCCCUCACCCCYCCUCCCGGYCAGGCYCCCKCCUCCCCCGACCACCGCCGCCACRGGUCCCCCCACUCYGAGCCAGACCACCCCMGACCCCCCCGACAGGGGGACAAGGACAAGUCCAGUAAAGGAGGCUUCAAUGUCCACCCCCGCAGCCGCAGCCAGGGUCCCCGUCGACAGAGCCCCGAGGCUGGGGUGGUGGCGGAGCAGGAAGGCCCUGAGGCCACAGACAUCCGGAGGUGAAAGAGACAUUGGACCCUAACUAUCCAGAGCCCUCCCUGACCGUGUCACCAUCAUAGCCCCCUCCCCCCACACACACACACACAUACACACACACAGACAUACACACACACAGACAUACACAUAGG